Molecule: messenger RNA, 534 nt
Organism: Pyricularia grisea
Lineage: Eukaryota; Fungi; Ascomycota; Sordariomycetes; Magnaporthales; Pyriculariaceae
Exons: 1
Coding region: 1-534 (177 amino acids)
Source: RefSeq, a predicted model, not a curated record
AUGCAACUCAUGAUCGGUCGAGGUCUUACAGAUAUCCGGAAACCAUCCCUCAAACUCCUUGACCAGAUCCAACGAGGCCUGGUUCAACUUGGGCGGACCACACUCCUCUUCGACAUCGCCGCCACCACUCGCACUCAGACAACAGUCAACCCCGGUAGCACAUCCACCACCCGACACCACCGUCCCACCACAAGUCCCACGCCGCUGACAGAACCCAUCCUUCCCUUCAGCCUUGCACCUGCCAUAAUCACAGCACCUAACCCCCUUUGGGCCAGGACACAGCCCACUCGUCGUUGUACCGCCCGCCGCACACCCCUCAGCCGGCACACAAGACCCGGGAACGCCUCCGGGCGCGCUGCACGACUGCCACGUGCAGCAGGUGAUGCCAGCGUCGCCCGGGCAGAGGCCCCUGGUGACCGUGCCGUCGGUGCAGGAGGUGGAUGGCACGCACAGACCGGUGAGGUUGGCCUGGGCCGGGACGGUGCAGGUGCCGUAGGUGCAGCACUGGACGUCGGUUGGGGUGCCGGGGCAUAG